Molecule: messenger RNA, 594 nt
Organism: Geosmithia morbida
Lineage: Eukaryota; Fungi; Ascomycota; Sordariomycetes; Hypocreales; Bionectriaceae
Exons: 2
Coding region: 1-594 (197 amino acids)
Source: RefSeq, a predicted model, not a curated record
AUGAGGACUCCAGAGAGCCAUCAGAUAGCCAGGCCUGCUCAGGCCUACCGCUUACUUGCUCUCCUGCUAGCAUGUCAGGUCGCAUGUUCACGGAGCUCCCGUUCGACGACAUUCCUCCUUGGAAACGGGGCCUGCUGUUACAUUAAUGGCUGGAGAUACAUCGUCCUCCCCAUGGCCCACACCGAUGAGCUUGUCAUGACCGCUGUCCUCACCGUGGCAGCCUUUCACCGGGAAGCCAUGUCAAGAAGGGACGGGAUAGAAUAUGGCAUCAUGUGUAAUGCCGACGACGGUGAAUCCCGGGACCAUCAAGUCCCAUCCUGGACUGAUCCGAUUCCCACCAGCCCACAGGCUCUCUACAACAGAGCCCUGGAGGGCUUACGCCAGAGGAGUAACCUUUUGGGCAUAGCUCACGAGGACCCCGAAGCUACCAUUGCAGCUGUCCUCGUACUGCUCGUGACCACCAUGGUGACGGGAAGGGAUGACUAUGCGACCAUUCUGGGCAUGCUGUAUUCGGCAACAGAGGCCCUCGGAGGCGAAGAGAAGCUCAGCCAGACCGAGCUCGGAAAGUUUCUGAUUCGGCAGGUUCGAAAGUAA